CCCGAGUUAGGUCCCGUAUUUUCUACGCGCGCCUUUCUUCAAUAUAUAUCUUUCGGCCUGAGACUGUUAGAGAAUUUGAAACCCAAAACCCAGAAACCAACAAUGGGUUCCCCUCCUCAUCUGAAGCUCAUUUUAAUGUCUGCCUUAAUUCUUCUGCUCUUCCCUUCGUCUUCAUCAUUCUCUGAACCAACCACCACCGACCGUUCUUUAGUUGUUGCGCCAUCCUCUGUCCUUCAAUUAUCUCGUGGGUUACCGGUGCAAAAUACUCCUGGAAAGCCUGGAAAAACUGUGGUUUGUGAAAGAAUUCAUAUUCGUGGAUUGUCAAGGGUUAAACAUUUAAAGAAGUUUGCACACUCUGUGACAGUUAAGGUAUCAGUACGAAAUUCAACUGUCCAUGCCCCCAAUGCAGAGGUUUGUUUCCACAGGAAUAUAUCUCUGGCAAUAGGAAUGUGCCCUGAAGGCCACUGGGAGAAAGUUUCUAAGGGUUCCUGGGCCCGACCCAUGUCACCAUUUGACCAUAAACUUCUAGAUAUACGGACAGCUAGCUCAUCUCUGGAAAGUUUUGAGGUAUCCAUUGAAGAAGAGUUUUAUCUCCAUCGUAUAAUAUUUCUGGUAUUUGGAAUAUUAAUGAUGAGUGUGGCUUCCUUUCUGAGCACGUCAUUAGUAUUUUACUAUGGCAGCGCAAUGGCAGUUGGAGUCAUUCUUGUAAUAUUGGUGUUUCUUUUCCAGGGCAUGAAGCUAGUUCCGUUUGGUGGAAAGAAAUUUGCAAUAUUUUUUCCCUCAUCUAUUGCUGGUCUUGCAUAUUUUCUCAAGCUCUUUGUACCUGGAGCUUUGCGCUCAGCUCUGGAGCUGAUUGGGAUCGAUCAAGAAUUGUAUGAUCCUCUGGUAAAAUUUCUCCUGGCUUUUGUUAUUCUUGCUGGAGCAUGGAUGGGCUUUUGGGUGGUUCGCAAACUUGUCCUAACAGAAGAUGGAUCUGUUGAUAUGAGUACAGCAAUAUUGGUCGCAUGGUCCAUCCGAAUCUUAGCUGCUCUUAUGAUCCUUCAGAGUUCUGCAGAUCCCUUACUAGCAACAGUAGCUCUAGUAUCUGGAAUAGUGGUCUCUUCCAUGUUAAGGAGAAUUUUUCGAUGGCGAUUCAUUCGUCGUGUUUGCCGAAAAUUACUGAAAGCAGCUAAAAAGAGCCACAGUAUUUCACCCGUGCCUGAUUACACAGAAUCUGAAGAUUCUCUCGAUGACUACACGUACACAAUUCAUAACAAUGAUGAUUCAAACUUACUUAGGCGUUCAUCCAGAAAGUUUGCGAUGGCAUCAUCAAUCAGUCCUGGCCAAGGGUUUGGCAGGAGAACUCCCAGUAAGCUAUUGGAUACAGAGGUGUACCCUUCUAGCUUCCAUAAUACAAAUGAGAGGAAACAAUUCUCGAAGCAGGGGUGGGAAGAGUUCACCAAAGACUACACAAAAGCAGCUUUGGAAGAACUUGUUUCUUCACCCGGUUUCGGUAAUUGGGUUCACCAAAAUGCAGAUAGAAUCACUGUAACACCCAACAGUGGAAAAUCUGAAGAGAAGCAACGCAGGUCUUACUGGUUUUAGGCAAUAGGCAGUGGCUGUUUUCAGAUACUUUUUUCGGUCAGAAAUGGCGCAUGUGAGAUGAGGAGCACAAGUAAUUAAGAAGAGUUUGAAUGGUGGAUUUCAGUUAGGAUGGAGAAGAAGUAGUAGCUGCAUUUUGUAAUUACAUCAUGAUCUUGAUGGUAUGCAUUGCAUAUGAUUAAGAAUGAUGGCCAUUUAGUCCUUUUCCCCCAAUUUGGCCCAUUUUGAGCAUUAGGAACUUACGGUGUAACUUAUGUUCAGUAGCUUAGGCUGAUCUUUAGACUUGGUCCCAGAAUUCUUUUUCUCUAGUGUUUUGUUUAACUAACCCACUUAAGUAGCCUUUUCCAAUUAUUGUAAUCUUCAUCUAAUAUAUUAUUUGUAUCGAAACUAUAAUUUUUUUUAAAAAAUCGUGAUGUUGUAUUUAUCAUAUAAUCUAGUGCCGAUGUAUGCAAAGUAAAGGAAAUUCAAAUAGCUC
Molecule: messenger RNA, 2056 nt
Organism: Cannabis sativa
Lineage: Eukaryota; Viridiplantae; Streptophyta; Magnoliopsida; Rosales; Cannabaceae
Exons: 10
Coding region: 103-1584 (493 amino acids)
Source: RefSeq, a predicted model, not a curated record